AGGCAGAAAGGGAACUGAAGGUGGUUGGAAGAACAACAGAAAAGCAAAGGAGCAGUGGGUGGAAGCAAAACUCAUUCAAGGAUUUUAGAUAAUGGGCUGUGUGCAAUGUAAGGAUAAAGAAGCAACAAAACUGACUGACGAGAGGGAUGGUAGUUUAAACCAGAGUUCAGGUUAUCGCUAUGGAACAGAUCCUACCCCUCAACAUUACCCAAAUUUUGGUGUGACUUCAAUUCCAAACUACAACAAUUUCCCCACAGCAGGAGGACAAGGAUUGACGGUCUUCGGUGGUGUCAAUUCUUCGUCACAUACUGGUACAUUGCGUACAAGAGGAGGAACAGGUGUAACUCUUUUUGUAGCUUUAUAUGAUUACGAAGCAAGAACAGAAGAUGAUUUAAGUUUUCAUAAAGGAGAAAAAUUCCAGAUACUUAACAGUUCAGAAGGAGAUUGGUGGGAAGCCCGAUCCCUGACUACUGGAGAAACUGGUUAUAUUCCCAGUAAUUAUGUGGCUCCAGUUGACUCCAUCCAAGCAGAAGAAUGGUACUUUGGGAAACUUGGACGAAAAGAUGCUGAGAGGCAGCUGCUGUCUUUUGGAAACCCACGAGGAACCUUCCUGAUUCGUGAGAGUGAAACCACCAAAGGUGCCUAUUCAUUGUCCAUUCGUGACUGGGAUGAUAUGAAAGGUGAUCAUGUCAAACAUUAUAAAAUUCGCAAGCUUGACAGUGGAGGAUAUUACAUUACAACCAGGGCACAGUUUGAAACUCUUCAACAACUUGUUCAGCAUUAUUCAGAGAGAGCUGCGGGUCUUUGCUGCCGCUUAGUAGUCCCUUGUCAUAAAGGAAUGCCAAGGCUUACUGACCUGUCUGUCAAAACCAAAGAUGUCUGGGAAAUUCCACGAGAAUCACUACAGUUGAUCAAGAGACUGGGAAAUGGGCAGUUUGGGGAAGUAUGGAUGGGUACUUGGAAUGGGAAUACUAAAGUGGCAAUAAAGACACUGAAGCCUGGCACUAUGUCCCCAGAAUCAUUCCUGGAAGAAGCCCAGAUCAUGAAAAAGCUAAAGCAUGACAAACUGGUCCAACUUUAUGCUGUGGUGUCAGAAGAGCCUAUCUACAUUGUCACAGAAUAUAUGGGUAAAGGAAGCUUGCUAGAUUUCCUAAAGGAUGGUGAAGGAAGAGCUCUGAAAUUGCCAAACCUGGUAGACAUGGCAGCACAGGUUGCUGCAGGUAUGGCUUAUAUUGAGCGAAUGAAUUACAUACACAGAGACCUGCGCUCUGCAAACAUCCUGGUGGGAAAUGGUCUAAUUUGCAAAAUUGCUGACUUUGGAUUAGCAAGAUUAAUUGAAGACAAUGAAUAUACAGCCAGACAAGGUGCAAAAUUUCCUAUAAAGUGGACUGCUCCAGAAGCUGCAUUAUAUGGAAGGUUUACAAUAAAAUCCGAUGUUUGGUCCUUUGGGAUAUUACUAACAGAAUUAGUAACAAAAGGGAGAGUGCCAUACCCAGGUAUGAAUAAUCGUGAAGUCUUGGAACAGGUAGAAAGAGGAUACAGAAUGCCAUGUCCUCAGGAUUGCCCAAUCUCUCUACAUGAGCUCAUGAUCCAUUGCUGGAAAAAAGACCCAGAGGAGCGCCCAACUUUUGAAUACUUACAGGGUUUCCUGGAAGACUACUUUACAGCAACUGAACCCCAGUACCAGCCAGGUGAUAACCUGUAAUUUUGGGGGCCUGUGCAAACUACAGCUACCAGGUGUUCCAUUUGCAGUUGACGUAGGUUGAAUGGCUCAAAGCUGUAUCUUAGAGCACCAAAUAUACUGAAGCCAGAAGAUGAGAACUUCUAGAACUAUGUGUCCUAAAAAUCUGAAUGUCUUCUCUGAACAGAAAAGUGAACACUUGGGUUUUUUUCUUAAUCAAAGACUUUGAAACUGCAUUGUUUUAAUGUUAUGUAAACUGCAAAAUCUUUGUUCACUGUAAAUAAUAAUUCAGUGCCAAUAAUUUAUCUUAGUGCUUUCCUUUUUUAAAAAAAUGCAGAAUUAUGUGAUUUUAACUAGUCUUCUCCUGAUUCAACUAAAGUAUUAUUUUCCAGAAGUGGCCUCUUUUUGUCUACAUUUUUUCAUGUUCUAACAAAAUCAGGACCAGUGUUUGGGGGUUUGUUUUGUUUCUUUUAUAUAUAAAAUAUAUGUAAAAUAUAUACAUACCUGUAUAUAUAGUCCACAGGUGCUAUAGCAAAAGGAAAUUCAUUUCAGAAAAGGAUUUCAUAAUGCUGAAGCACCCAGAAAAAGAUUUCCCUGGGAACAUUGAACACUGGUGAUGAUUCUAAAACCAGUGACUGAAUUUUUGGCUUUUGCCCAGCAUGACUUUUUAAAUUGGAUUGCACUUUUUGGUUUCACUAUGUACCUGUAGGUUGUUGUAAGUUUUGAUCUUUCAAAACUCAUGUACAGCAUUUCAACAACAUUCGCCAAGUGUGUAGUUUGAUUUUGGGAUCAGAAUUAAAACAGACUUUAUUAAAGCAAAAAUAUCCCUGCUUGGACUGGAAGGUUGAAACUGCAAGUGCUUUCAUGUAUCAAAAUAUGUAUACUGAAUUUUCUGAUUUUUUUAAAAGUAAUAAACAUUGCAACCCCAUGCAGUAGUCUCAACCUCAUAGCCUUUUAGUCAUAUCAAGAUGCGUUUUCAUUCAUCAAGCUCAGCUAGAAUAUCUUUUGUGUGUACCAUUUUCCAUCAUUAUAUAGGUGUUUUAAAUGUCCUGUAUUGCUAAUGAAAUUACUUUCAAUAUGUCUGCAAGUGUUUCAGUAGAAUUACUAUGCACUUCUUUUCUGGGAAGCAGAAGGGAUGCACAAAAGUAUUACUUUUUCAGUUGUCUAUAUCAGCCUUGAAUUCUUUCCUUCCUUUUUUCUAACCAAAAAGAAACAAACAAACAAAAAAAAACCCUGUCCUUUCUACUUCUCUU
Messenger RNA from Python bivittatus (Burmese python), 2934 nucleotides. Lineage: Eukaryota; Metazoa; Chordata; Lepidosauria; Squamata; Pythonidae. The record is from RefSeq and is a predicted model, not a curated record.